Amoebophrya sp. A120 is the source of this 324-nucleotide messenger RNA. Lineage: Eukaryota; Dinophyceae; Syndiniales; Amoebophryaceae. The record is from the annotation of a GenBank genome assembly.
GGAGCCCCUUAUAUGAUCUCCGCUUCGCAGCAAGGGCAAACCCAUUCCGGUAGUAGAGAUCCGGCAGGUGGUGUUUCGGCGGGCUACCAGCAAACUAGCAGCGGCGGGGACGCCGAGGGAGCCGUUCCAUCUUCACCUCCCGCACAGAACAACUACGUGCAGAGCAGCGCGUACGCGACCCCAGCUAGCCCUCAGUCAAAUCAGCAAUUUCCUGGGGGGUCCUCUGCGUCCGCCACCGCAACUUCGGGAUUCUAUGCCCCGGGGGAACAACAUCAACCCCCCUUUUCGGGAUACAGUGGUGGGGACGGUGACAUUAAUUCGUCG